AUGGGUGACUCGAAUGGCCCUCCACGCAGGCUUCCACCACCCCCACCUCCUCCACGAAGAUCGCAAAGAUCCCAACCACAAUCGCAACCGCAAGCUCAACCUCAACCUCAACCACAAAGAGCCUUCAAUGCGAAAGAUCUAACCCACCAAUUCGAACAACUUCUGAGGACACAGCGGUUGAAUACUCUCACUGCACAAUCGCGAUCACGGGCUGGCUCACCAGGACCUGGAAGACAAGCCUCUACAUCAUCACGACCGCCCUCACAGCAUGCGCCCCGACGUCCCUCAGAUAGCCCGCAUAUUCCACCAUCGUAUCCAUCAUUACGAAAUCUCCCCAAGAUGGCCUCGCCACCCCAGGACCCAGCUUCACUGAAGUUCCGCAACCUACUCAUCACACUUUCAGUCAACCCUACUAAGUACGAAAACCCAGGCCUGCUGGACGAGGCAUUGGCGGUCAUACCCUUAGAUCGAAUCUAUAGCGAAGCAGAAGACGAGAGUCAAUUGCUGCAAGCUGAAGCAGCCAGCACUGGUCCUAACGCAAAGCCGCAAUGGGGGUACCAAGACUGCGUUAUCCGAGCUCUUUUAAAAUGGUUCAAGCGCAGCUUCUUCCAAUUCGUCAACAACCCUCCAUGUACCGUCUGCGGAUCACCUACACUUGCGAAUGGGUUCGCCCCUCCCACGCCUGACGAAGCUGCCCGGGGCGCCGCCAAGGUGGAGUCAUAUCGCUGUUCGAGUACCGACUGCAAUGCGCUGGAAAGGUUUCCUCGAUAUGGUGAUGUGUGGGCGCUGCUGCAAUCAAGAAGAGGGCGGUGCGGGGAAUGGGCCAACUGCUUCAGCAUGCUCUGCCGUGCUGUCGGAGGUCGAGUGAGGUGGGUGUGGAAUGCUGAAGACCAUGUAUGGACAGAGGUGUACUCGGAGCAGCAGAGGCGAUGGAUCCAUGUCGAUGCUUGCGAGGAAGCUUGGGAUAACCCUCGGCUGUACUCAGAAGGCUGGGGCAAGAAGAUGUCUUACUGCAUUGCCUUCUCCAUCGACGGGGCUACAGACGUGACUCGUCGCUACGUGCGCAACGCCGCAAGUCACGGAGUAGAGCGCAAUAGAUGUCCCGAGGAAGUCCUCAUGUUCAUCACCAACGAAAUCAAACGGAUGCGACGGGAGACCAUGCUUAAAGACGAGCGGAAGCGACUCCUCAUUGAAGACGAAAGAGAAGAGAGGGAGCUGCGGGGAUUUGUCGUACAAGCACUUGCCGCGGAAAUCGGCAAGAUGUUACCAACGGGUCGAAAUGGAGGCGGCGAAGAGAUCAAGGUUCCCGAGCAGGCAGCAAGGAGGAGUGGAGCUCAGGCCUGGAGAGAGGCGAGAGGAGAGAAUGGCGGGGACGAUACUGGACGAGAUCGACCACCAAGAGAAGAUCACUGA
Messenger RNA from Letharia columbiana, 1413 nucleotides. RefSeq lists its product as uncharacterized. Lineage: Eukaryota; Fungi; Ascomycota; Lecanoromycetes; Lecanorales; Parmeliaceae. The transcript has 3 exons. Gene Ontology annotation, molecular function: peptide-N4-(N-acetyl-beta-glucosaminyl)asparagine amidase activity. The record is from RefSeq and is a predicted model, not a curated record. Gene Ontology annotation, cellular component: nucleus; cytosol. Bases 1 to 1413 code for a protein of 470 amino acids. Gene Ontology annotation, biological process: protein deglycosylation; glycoprotein catabolic process; protein quality control for misfolded or incompletely synthesized proteins.